This is a messenger RNA of Cajanus cajan (pigeon pea), 1850 nucleotides long. NCBI's taxonomy places the organism in Eukaryota, Viridiplantae, Streptophyta, Magnoliopsida, Fabales, Fabaceae. The record is from RefSeq and is a predicted model, not a curated record.
UUACACCCUUUACUUGAUUCCCUUGAGUCAUUGAAUCUAAUUCCUCUCCUCUAACUCAGCACCAUAUCACACCACUUCUCUUUCCUUUCCCUUCUCUCUCUCUCUCUACCCUUCCCUUCCAUAGAGUGAAAGAUCAUUCAUGUGUUCAUAUAUGUUAGGUCAUGGAGACAAGAGCUACCCCUCUUAAGAGCUAGUUGUGAAAGGUUUGACUUUUCUUGUCCUUGAAAUCGGAGAACACAAACUAAACCCAAACCAAUUUCCUAUUGCUAACACUACCCUACAGCUAGAAAGUUGGCAAAUUGCGUUCUAGCAAAGGCAAAUUGAGAGCUAGCUUUAAAUUGCCUUUGUUAGUCAUGAUGCAUCUUCUUGCUUUAGUGCAAAAAUUCUAAGGUAAGAAAAUAGUGUCCCAAAGAAGAAAAGCCUCCAAACCAGAUCUUCUUGUUCAGAACACUUCCUUCUUCUUCUUCUUCUCCUUUUGAUUUUCCUUUUUUUCUUCUUCAAAGAAGACACUCUAAACAGCAAUUCUGGCUAAUCCUUGGUGGACCGGUCAUCAGGUGGGGUUGGGUGCAGGGUUAGACCCUGCAACCAAUUCACCUUCUCCCACCUUAAACAAACGCCACAUGGACCUUUCCAUCAACGAAAGAAGCGUUUCUAGAGAAAGACAAGAAGAAGAAGAUGAUGAAAGAGACAACGGUGAUGAACCCAAAGAGGGUGCAGUUGAGGUUGGAACACGCAGGCCCAGAGGGAGGCCCCCCGGGUCCAAAAACAAGCCCAAACCCCCCAUCUUCGUCACCAGGGACAGCCCAAACUCCCUCAAAAGCCAUGUCAUGGAGGUCGCCGGUGGUGCCGACGUGGCCGAAAGCGUGGCCCAGUUCGCACGGAGGCGCCAGCGUGGUGUGUGUGUCCUCAGUGGAAGCGGUUCCGUGGCCAACGUUACCAUCCGGCAGCCUGCAGCGCCAGGAGCCGUCGUCGCACUUCAUGGAAGGUUCGAGAUUUUGUCCCUCACUGGGGCGUUUCUUCCUGGCCCUGCCCCACCAGGAGCUACAGGACUUACUGUAUACCUCGCUGGGGGACAGAGCCAGAUAAUAGGUGGAAGUGUUGUGGGAUCACUUGUGGCAGCUGGACCAGUUAUGGUCAUAGCUGCCACUUUUGCUAAUGCAACCUAUGAGAGGUUGCCACUUGAGGAGGAGGAAGACGACGGUGGUGGAAGCGUGCAAGGAGGGAGUGCCCUGGGAGGGUCCCCUCCUGGAAUUGGUGGUAAUAGUGGCGGUGGUGGUAGUGGUGGGGGCCACUUGCAAGGUGGGAUUCCUGAUCCUUCUUCUUUGCCUUUGUAUAAUCUCCCACCAAACCUUCUCUCCAAUGGAGGCCAAGUGGGCCAUGAAGCCUUUCCUUGGGCUGGCCAUGGAAGGCAAACUUAUUGAAUUGGUAUCAAGGUUUUAAAUUGCAAUUGGGAUCCUAGUUACAAAGGGUUUCACAACUUUCAUGUUGCACUCACAAUUGAUAUAGCAUAUGGUAAUUUAAAACCUUGGUUGAUAUCUAUAGAGACUUCAUGUAGAUCAUGUGUGGCUGGUUCGAGAUCUAAUGGAAUUCCGAUGGUGCUGUCUUUCUAGUUUGGAAGAGUAGGAAUUGGGGAAAAGAAUAAUUACAAAGUAUUUAGAAAACUGUAGUUGUGAUGAAGAACCGUGGAGGUGAGCAAGGGAGGCAUGUUUUACUUAGUUCAGUGUAUAUGUAUAUGGAUUAAGAACUCUGAUUUCUGUGUUUUUCUUUCCCUUUUGCUUUUUGUUUGGAAUAAAGAGGAUGAUGAUGGGCGUAUUUUUAAUGGAUUAAUUUCUGAAUAGUUUUAACUGUUA